Pseudogymnoascus destructans is the source of this 441-nucleotide messenger RNA. RefSeq lists its product as uncharacterized. NCBI's taxonomy places the organism in Eukaryota, Fungi, Ascomycota, Leotiomycetes, Thelebolales, Thelebolaceae. The record is from RefSeq and is a predicted model, not a curated record. The coding region runs from base 1 to 441 and encodes 146 amino acids. The transcript is spliced from 2 exons.
AUGAUAUGCCGUGAUUAUGACAAUGUUCGCAUCCUCCUCGGCCAGCUCGAAGAAGUCCUGCUCCUGCGGCUCGAGGGCAAUGGCAGCAGUAGCUGCGUCCCCUUCCGCCCUGCCGUCGUCUGUAACCGCGAAGUACCGGACGUGCUGGGUCUCAGCGAAGAAGGUCUGGACAGUGCACCUUCGCCACGACCUGCCCUCGGCCUGCCUGGCCGGCUUCUGCCCGUGCUCCUUGGACACGUGCGCCCUGAUAGCUGGCUCCGACCGCGUAAGGCUCAGGCUCUGGCCGUCGACAUCGCAGAUGGCGCACACGAAUGCCGCGUGGCACCGCAGUCAUGGAAUGGGUGUGCAGGGCUGAUGCGGCAGCUCGACCUCGCUCGGCAGCCGGAGGUCAUAUGUCGCGAAGAGGUCGAGCUGCGCUCGCAACUGAGAACCCUUCAGUAG